UAGGUAGGUCUUACCCAUCGCCGUACAACUCUGCUGUUAGUGUUCAUCCACCAAAAAAUCGCCGACGACGAGGUGUAAACAAACCGGAGAAAUUCAGCCAUGGAGAUGCAAAACGACUUCGAUCGGCUUAUGUUUUUCGAACAUGCUCGCCGGAGUGCUGAAGUCACCUACGAGAAAAACCCUCUGGAUUCCGAGAACUUAACUAGAUGGGGAGGUGCGUUGCUUGAACUGUCCACGUUCCAGAGUGUUCAGGAAUCAAAGUUGAUGAUCAAAGAUGCGAUAUCGAAGUUGGAUGAAGCAUUGGCGAUUGAUCCGAAGAAACAUGAUGCUUUGUGGUGUAUGGGGAAUGCCCAAACUUCUUAUGCUUUUUUGACUCCGGAUAAAGAUGAAGCAAAGGGUUAUUUUGAUUCAGCUUAUGAUUUCUUUGAGCAAGCUGUUAACGAGGAUCCAGAGAACGAACUUUACCGCAAAUCAUUUGAAGUGGCUACAAAGGCUCCUGAAUUACACUCAGAGCUGCAUAAACAAGGUUUUAGUCAACAAGCAAUGGGACCAGGGGCUGGGGGAGGUCCUUCAACUUCUUCAAGUGUCAAGGGUCCAAAAACACAAAAGAGCAGCGAUCUGAAGUACGAUAUAUUUGGAUGGGUUAUUCUUGCGGUUACCAUUGUGGCUUGGGUUGGAUUCGCCAAAGCAAAUGUACCUUCACCACCUCCACGAUAAGCUAUUCCGCUUAUCUGGCAACGUCUAAUGGUUUUAACGGAGUAGAUAUGACCAUGAUGAUGAUGAUGAGAUUGGCAUUAACAAGAGAAUUCUCUUGUAUGGGGCAGUCAUGAAUGUUAUUUAGUUUUGACCUGAGUACUGACUUCACAUCACAUGAAAGAUUUGUUAUAGAUAUAGCUUGUCCUUUUAUAUUUUACAAUUUUCGUUGCGGAUUUGAUUCUUAUAUUGACAUUUUCGAUAACAUCCAUACCUGGUUGAUAUGGAA
Helianthus annuus (common sunflower) is the source of this 982-nucleotide messenger RNA. Its product is annotated as mitochondrial import receptor subunit TOM20. Gene Ontology annotation, molecular function: protein binding. Gene Ontology annotation, cellular component: mitochondrial outer membrane translocase complex. Bases 100 to 717 code for a protein of 205 amino acids. The transcript has 6 exons. NCBI's taxonomy places the organism in Eukaryota, Viridiplantae, Streptophyta, Magnoliopsida, Asterales, Asteraceae. Gene Ontology annotation, biological process: protein insertion into mitochondrial outer membrane. The record is from RefSeq and is a predicted model, not a curated record.